This is a messenger RNA of Rhincodon typus (whale shark), 789 nucleotides long. RefSeq names its product WD repeat-containing protein 38. The transcript has 6 exons. Gene Ontology annotation, cellular component: nucleus; transcription repressor complex. Gene Ontology annotation, biological process: negative regulation of transcription by RNA polymerase II. The record is from RefSeq and is a predicted model, not a curated record. Lineage: Eukaryota; Metazoa; Chordata; Chondrichthyes; Orectolobiformes; Rhincodontidae. Bases 260 to 685 code for a protein of 141 amino acids. Gene Ontology annotation, molecular function: protein binding.
UGUUGUCUAAUGAGCUUUGUUGUUAUUUUUAGGACAUGAUAAAAUUGUCAAGACAGUACGCUUCAACCAUGAUUCGAGCUUGCUCGCAUCUGGAGGUUGGGAUUAUACAGCUAUUCUAUGGGACCCUGUGUCAGGCCAACACGUGAAGUCAUUUUCUGGGCAUCAGAAUGUCAUCGAAACCUGUGCAUUUUCAAUCCAUGGAGAUCUUUUGGCCACUGGAUCCUGGGAUUGUACAGUAAGAGUGUGGAGUUUACGAGGAAUGAGACGAAAAUUCAUCUUGGAAGGCCACAAGGGCAACGUGAGCAGUAUAGCCUUUUCUGGAAUUGGAAUGCUGGCUUCAGGUUCGUGGGACAAGACUAUACGUGUAUGGGAUCCAAGAAAGGGUCUCCUGAUCUUUCUUCUGAAAGGGCACUUUGGCCGGAUAAUGGCCCUAUCAUUCUCCAUGGAUUCAAUUCUAUUGGUGACAGGAUCAGAAGAUGAAACGAUUCGUAUGUGGGAUUGUGAGGACGGAAAGUGUAAGAAGAUCCUUAUGUGUGAUUUGGAUUUCAUUUCCACUUGCCAAAUUUCCCCAAACAGUACACUUUUGGUUGCAGGAACAACUGGUUCUUUCUUGGCAGCUGGUUCUACAACAUCCGUUCUGCAUCAAGAGGUUUCAGACGUAAAUGUGAAAAGACAAAUGAUAUAGGAGUAGUUAUUCUGGCUUCAAGUUAUUCAAGCAAAUCACUUUAAUGUUAAAGAUGUAAUGACGUAUGAUGACCACAGUAUUAAAAGUAACUUUGUGCAAAGUGA